Molecule: messenger RNA, 1785 nt
Organism: Rotaria sp. Silwood2
Lineage: Eukaryota; Metazoa; Rotifera; Eurotatoria; Philodinida; Philodinidae
Source: the annotation of a GenBank genome assembly
AUGUCUUGGUCGAUACUGAUCUAUUCUGUCGUUUAUAUUUAUAUAAUCGUUAAUGUUCAAGGCGACAAUUACAAUAAAAGGUUUCAGCUGCAAAGCUUGAUUCUUCGAAGGCUUGCUCGCUCGGGCUGUUCUAAUGCAAGCUUAUGUUUGUCCCAACGGGGUUACUGUGGGACAGGACCAGAUUAUUGUGGUAGUGGUUGUCAAGCGGGUCCCUGCACAGGUACUACUGUGACUACAGCUGCAACUACCACGACUACAACUAAAACUACCACGACUACAACUGCAAAUACCACGACUACAACUGAAACUACCACGACUACAGCUGCAAAUACCACGACUACAACUGCAAAUACCACGACUACAGCUGCAACUACCACGACUACAACUAAAACUACCACGACUACAACCGCAACUACUACAACUAAAACUACCACGACUACAGCUGCAAACACCACGACUACAGCUGCAACUACCACGACUACAACUAAAACUACCACGACUACAACCGCAAAUAGCACGACUACAACUAAAACUACCACGACUACAGCUGCAAAUACCACGACUACAGCUGCAAAUACCACGACUACAGCUGCAAAUACCACGACUACAGCUGCGAAUACCACGACUACAACUGAAACUGCCAUGACUACAACUAAAAUUACCAUGACUAUAGCUGCAACUACCACGACUACAACUAAAACUACCACGACUACAACUGCAAAUACCACGACUACAACUGAAACUACUACGACUACAACUGCAAAUACCACGACUACAACUGGAACUACCAUGACUACAACUAAAACUGCCAUGACUACAGCUGCAACUACCACGACUACAACUGCAACUACUACAACUAAAACUACCACGACUACAGCUGCAAAUACCAUGACUACAACUAAAACUACCACGACUACAACUGAAACUACCAUGACUACAACUAAAACUGCCAUGACUACAACUGAAAUUGCCACGACUACAACGAAGACUACCACGACUACAACUACCAUGACUACAGCUAAAACUACCGCGACUACAGAUCCAAGAGCCAUGAAUAAAGUUAAAACUACCACGAAAAAAGUCAAAACUACUACAACCAAAGCUAAAACUACCGUGACUACAAUUAGUACCACCAGUAGAGGUGGCGUCACUUGUACUGAUCCAAGCUUAUGUUUGUCUCAAUGGGGUUACUGUGGGACGGGAUCAGCUUAUUGUGGCAGUGGUUGUCAAUCGGGUCCAUGCAUGAGAACUUCUAUGAUUACAGCUAAAACUACCAGGAAAAAAGUCAAAACUACUACUACUAAAGCUAAAACUACCAUAAAUAAAGCAAAAACUACUGCGAACAAAGCUAAAACUACCACGAAAAAAGUAAAAACUACUUCAACCAAAGCUAAAACUACCAUGACUACAAUUAGUACCACCAGAAGAGGUGGCAUGACCUGUACUGAUCCAAGCUUAUGUUUGUCUCAAUGGGGUUACUGUGGGACGGGAUCAGCUUAUUGUGGUAGUGGUUGUCAAUCGGGUCCAUGCACGGGAACUACUACGACUAUAAGCAGUAGCAGUAUUGGAAGUGGUUCAGGUAGCAUUAUUGACAACAUUACAUUUGCCUGUGUAUUCAACACGAUCAAUUCUACAUUACGUGCUACCCGUUUCGAUGGACUAAAGGCAACAGGAUGGACACCGGUGAACAACAACGAAGCUGCUGUCUUCCUUGCACAUGUAUUUCAUGAGACAGAUGGGCUCAAGACAAUGCGAGAAUACUGCGCUCCAGGUAUGCUUUUCUAA